This is a messenger RNA of Opisthorchis viverrini, 471 nucleotides long. RefSeq lists its product as hypothetical. The record is from RefSeq and is a predicted model, not a curated record. NCBI's taxonomy places the organism in Eukaryota, Metazoa, Platyhelminthes, Trematoda, Opisthorchiida, Opisthorchiidae. The transcript has a single exon. Bases 1 to 471 code for a protein of 156 amino acids.
AUGGAAGGCACAAUCCAGAAAUCGGGAAGUGAAGCCAGCAGGAAAGUCUGUAUUCCAGUCAACCCCAAACAGGAUCUGAGACAAAUAUUCCACUGGUAUGACGAACACAUAAGACAUGCAAACGAUUCCCUGUUAUUUGUGAGCAUCGUCAAACCUCAGUUCGCAAUACCUGUUCUGGCCGGGACCGCGAUUGAAAUCUCACGGGCUGAUGUGAAACGGGCGAAAGAAAUAUGUCGUGAGGCGAUGCAGCUUGCAAAGAAACACGGGCUCAGGGCAAAUUCCUACGUCUACAUUGGCAUGAAUCAAAAGAAGACGCUAACACAAUUUUUACGAGAGUUCAAGCCAGACUUGGUUCUGGUCGAAAAGCAAGUGAAGAAUAUAAUUCUGCGGAAACUUACUGGAGAUUCUCAAGUAAAGGCCGUCAUGGCGUCGCAAAAUUGUGUUCUUGUUGCUCUGCCACCUUCCACUUGA